Molecule: messenger RNA, 1101 nt
Organism: Botrytis cinerea B05.10
Lineage: Eukaryota; Fungi; Ascomycota; Leotiomycetes; Helotiales; Sclerotiniaceae
Gene: Bcgst19
Product: Bcgst19
Exons: 4
Coding region: 262-1005 (247 amino acids)
Source: RefSeq, a predicted model, not a curated record
GUAGCAAGCGACUGCGAUAGACAUGUCUUUCACACACUUUAAUAGCUCUCAAGCUGCAGUGUUCUUUCAGGUUGUAUUAGUCAUUCUUCACUCCCUCAUGUGAGAUUGCGCCCUGCAUGUGACAAAUCGGAGCUCCCAUCAUGGCUUUCAAAAAUGCGGGGUAUAUAAGCUUCAGAUUGUAAACAUCACUUGUGAUUCUCAUUAACAACUCGACAAUAACUUAAAGGGUAUUUCGCAUUGCCCAGUCCCAAACACACAAACAUGUCUCCAGCCGGUACUCAAGCGACCAGCUCGGAACUCACUCUCUAUGAUCUCGCUAGCCAGGAUCACUGUGCAAGUUGGUCACACAAUGCGUUGAAGACACGUCUACUUCUAAAUUACAAGGAGAUACCAUACAAGACAACAUGGAUCGAAUAUCCAGACAUAGAACCAACAUUUAAAUCUCUCAAGGUCCAACCAAACGCCUCCGGCAUCCAAUACACAAUCCCCACAAUCCAAAUCCCAGAACUAGGCUACGUACAAGAUUCCAGCACCAUUGCUACCCUCCUAGAACACCGCUAUCCUUCUCCAUCUCUCAAAAUUGAGACUUCUGAACUCUCUCAAGUCGAAGACUUGAUCCCCAAACUUCAACUCUCAAUUCGUCCACUCUGGCUGCCUCUGCUUGCCAAGGGGCUCUUGAACGACGCUUCACGUGUCUAUUUUGAAGAGACCCGAAAGGAAAGAGUCGGUAUGGAUAUAUACGAGUAUGGUGAAAAGGAAAGCAAAGAGAAGUGUUGGGAAGAUACUGAACCAGUCGUCCGCGAAUUGGGGAAAUUGCUGAAAGCUAAGGGUGGUCCAUUUAUUGAGGGGGAUACACCUACGUAUGCGGAUUUCUUCAUCGUCGCUACUCUGCAGAUGAUAAACAGAAUCGAUGCAAAAAUCUUCGCGCGGUUGGUAGAAAUGGAGGACUCUUUGGGAAAGGUACAUACGGCCUGUAAGCCGUGGUUGGAACGGGAUGAUCAUUGAGAACUCUAUGCACGGGAUUUAAAGCAUACCAAUACUCGUAGUUUUGCAAUUCUCAUUUAGAUCAUCCAACAAAUCAUGCGGUAUUUUGAGAUGCCA